AUCUAGGUCCUCAGCAAUUCUGAGCAUUUCAACUAUUUCAAUUGCUGGGGCAUGCCCCGUCUAUGUAGCUAUGCGGUCUGUGGGGUAUAAAUAGGGCUGGAUUCAUUGACUGAACUUCAUUCAUGCUCUUGAGCUUGGACAAUUGAGAUAGACUAAGUCUGGUGUUACUUCUGUUUUUCUAUGCUUAAAAAAUAGCUGAUAACUGUGCUGACUUCAUUUAAAGCCAAGAGUUAUAAUAGUUGAUAUUCUACGUAGGGGAGAAACCUUCGCCAUGUUUUACUGUGCUGUAAUCUUCACCAUCUUGGCUAGCCUGGCUGCAUUUUACCCUGUGGUAUCUGGGCAUAGCCUUGGUGGACACCGAAUGGACAAAAGUAUGUAUCUAAAGCUAACUGACCGAUGGUAUCGUUGGCCAGAGAAGUGCCCAUUCUCCAAGGACUCUGGCUGCUCUUGCUUAGGAAGCAACCGCCAGAAGAAAGUUGUGUGUGAGGGUAAGGGUGUCACCACCCUCCCUAGCUUUACCCACCUGCCUGCCCUGAGUGAACUAGUUCUUAAGAACACUGCUCUUAAGGGGCUGACAAAAUCCACUUUUACCCAUGUCCGUGCCCAUGGUGUCACAAUUGAAGGUGGUGAUCUUGGAAAUCGCAUCCAGUUGGGAGCAUUAGAUGGACUUAAAUAUAGUUUGAGAACUCUGACCAUCAAGAAUGCUGCACUCACAACCCUUCCUCAGGGUCUGUUCAGGAAACUGAGACGUCUACGCCGCAUGAAAAUUGAAGGUAACCCUGACCUUAAAAUCCUCCCAGCUGGUAUUUUCAGUGGUCUGAGAAACCUGCAGUAUCUCUUCUUGGACAACAAUGGUCUUCGCACCCUCCCUCAGGAUAUUUUUUCCAGAAUGUCCAAACUCAAUGUAUUAUCUAUUGUUCGAAAUAGAUUGAGGAGACUAUCUGACAACACAUUCAGUGGACUGUCUCGCCUGGAGUCAUUAUUUUUAGAUGGGAAUGGACUGACCACUGUUCCUUCUGGACUGCUGAGAGCACUGCACGGACUGGUCAUUGUAUCCUUUAAAAACAACAAGAUAGCUAAAGUUGAGAGCAAGGCAUUUGAGGGACCUCUAAUGCUUCAGUGGCUGGACUUAUCUGAUAACCACUUGACCACUGUAAGCCCUUGUAUGUUCUCUGGACUGGACUCUGGGGUUGGUGUGAACCUUGAAAACAAUGCAAUCACUUGCAGCUGUGCAUUGCAGUGGUGGAGGGAUGUCAGGAACGUGUUCCCUAUGGGUGUGUGCCACGGACCUGGUGGUGCUGCAGGGAAAGAAUUGAUAGAGUUCUCUAAUCCUGCUUGUGAACUGAUAAUGGAGUCCACAGAGUUGCUCUGUUGAUAGUCUGCAGAAUGAUUCCGUAUAAUACACUGUAAAUACUGUACAUACUGUGUAAAUAGCAAAGUUUGUACAAAUUAAUGUGAAAAAGACAAUUGUUAAUUUAUUUGUGAAGAAUAAUUUGUGUACAUAUCUUAUAAUAUGUCUCUAUUUUAUUUUGUUCUUUAUGUGAUAUCAGGGUUAAACGGGACAUUUUUCAGGUUAAGGCUGAAUAACUACUGCAUUUAUGUGUCAUGUUUAAAACUACAUCUUAUUGCACUUAAAGAAUGAUUGGAUUUGAUGGUGCACAUCACAUGAGAUCACAUUAAAUUUUUUCUUGGUCAGUUAACAGUUAUUUCCGUUUAUGACUUCAACAUGUUGUGUGCCAGCUAGUUACACAGCAUGUGAAGUGGUUAACUAAAGUUUGUCAAAUGAGCAGUAGCAACCAACAACAUUAAGAGGAGACUUUCCAUAGUUAAACAUACAAUUGUCUGUUUAAUAGACAGUGAACAGAGCCCUCACUUUGAUCUAAGAGCAAAAAGUAAUUUAGCUGAAAAAGAGAGGUUGAUUUUCAAAUUCUGCUGACAUCCCUGUCACAUGUUAGUCAAGUUUUAUCUUCAAACAGCAUUAUAAGUGGACUUUAUAUUCUGUCUACUACUCUGCCCUGUGGUAAUUUGUAUCAUAUAUAUAUAUAUAUAUAUAAGGGACCAAAGUGGGAAAUGGUACCCCACUUGGUGAAUACUUGUGAGUGCAAUUUUCCUUUUUUUACUUGUAAAAUGUGUGCAAUUUUUGACCUGAACAUACUAUGUUAACUUGAUAGGAAAAUUGAGGAAGUGCGUAAGUAAAAACUAUUUAAAAUUUGAUGAAAUAAUGUGCAUUACUUCCAGUUGCCUUGAAUGUGUUAACCAAAUGCCAUUGGAAAAGAUUGGAAGAUUUCCAAAUAAUUUGUACCACAGUUGAAGAGGUGAACAUUUUAUGGGAAAACACAGCUGAAAUUAGACCUUGCAAAGAAUGUUGUGUAAUCAUUACCAAAAUAUCUCAGAGAUUGUUGAAUGUUAACUGCAUUUUAAGUCAUAGAACAGCAUUGAGGUAUAUUAUCAGCCAGCCAGGUACAGAAAACAUAUUAAGGAAAAUUAUGUUUUUAAGCCCACAUGGCUAAAAUCUGUCUUUGGUAUUAAUCCAAAUGAAGUGUGUAAAUAUUUUAAGUUAUGACUCGUUCCUGUUGGAAUGAAAAAUUGUAUUUUAACCUUGUUGUUUUUUUCA
Lingula anatina is the source of this 2614-nucleotide messenger RNA. RefSeq lists its product as uncharacterized. The record is from RefSeq and is a predicted model, not a curated record. Gene Ontology annotation, molecular function: protein binding. Gene Ontology annotation, cellular component: plasma membrane. Lineage: Eukaryota; Metazoa; Brachiopoda; Lingulata; Lingulida; Lingulidae.